CGGGUGGACCCGCUGGCGAGCCCCUAGUGGUCGUUGCUGCCCACUGUGGGCCGCAAAGGCCCCUUUUCCCCCGCACAAAUGUCAGUUUUUAAAAUAGCAGAGCUGGUUUCAGGAUGGUUUACAGGCUUCUCUCUUAAAGGAAGCCUGAGAGGCACAGAAACAACUUUCUUACGUUAGAGCCAACUUCACCAAGGCAAAACCACCCAGUAACGGACUUCCAGCAGCCUCAGCAGGGAGGAAUAAAAUUUUCAUCUAUAAUUUGGAAGAAAAGUAAAUAAUAAAAUGAAGCCAGUAAAACAUUUGUUUGCCUCUACUAAUAAAUUGGCAAAUGUUCCAGAAUUAAAGUAUAAAAGAAGAGUUCCUCAUUCACCAUUGUCACCUAAAACAAAGGAAAAGCAUAAUGCAAAAUUAACACACGAUAAGACCAUUGAACCAAUGGUCUUAAGAUCUCCACCCACAGUAGAAUCCAUCAUAAGGUAUGCUUUGCCCAUUCCAUCAAGUAAGACAAAGGAGUUAAUAGCAGAAGGUGAAUCCAUCAGGAAAAUUACCAAACGUCUGAAAAUGGUUGCUUAUAAUUUGGAAAAAACCUAUGGAUUUUCCGCUGAAAAUGGAGAACAACCAGCUGUGAAGGCUGCAAAUGAAGAAUUAACUUUGUCUAUUGGGGAUGAUCUGAAUUCAAGCUUGGUAUCUACUUCACAAUUUGCAGCUGAGUUAGAUGAAACAGUAAAGGAAGAACAAACUCUUUUGGAAUCUGUCUUCAAGUGGUUUCAACAGCAAGUCAAUCAGAUGGAAGAGAUAAAUAAAGAUCAAGAUAUUUCAGAAGCAGAAUUACCAGCAUCUAAAAAUGCUCUUCUUAGCAUUUCACAAAUAAUAAAGCAAGUGCAAAAACUUAAAGAGCUGAAAAAUCGCCUUACACACAGGUCUGGGACCUCCUUGGAAGCCAUAUUGUCUAAAUCCAUGGAUAUUGAAAAUACACCAGAUGAAAUACAAAGAUAUGAAAUUAUGCAGCAGAAAAUUCAAGAAUUUAUAAAGACACACUCAGCUGAAGCAAAUGUGGAUGUUCGUGAAGCUGAGCGACCAACUGAUUAUUCACUGAAUAAUCAAUUUGAUGCCAUGUUGAAAAUAUUUGAAAAACAGUCAGAUGUGUUGGAGAAAACUGUAAAUGAACAAGAUUUGUUAGAAACUAAAUACAAACAGAUGGAAAAUGAUUUCCAAGUGUUAUCAGAGGAGAAAUUUUCACUGGAAAAUGAGCUACAAAAGCUAAAGAACUCAGAGAAAACAAAGCCUACAUCUACACAAACAAAGAAAACAGGAAAAGCAGAAAAGAAAAAAGACAAAGGAAACCAUGAGAGUUCAGAAGAGAAGAAGUUUCUAAACAAAGAUUUGAAAUCAAAAGAUUUUCAGGAAAUGCAGCAAGCAGCAUAUGAGUUGGCAAUUCAGAACAAAUUCCUUCACGAAAAGCUGAAGCAAGCUUUACAGGAAGCUGAAAGAGCAAAGAAUCAACUUUCCUACUUCCUAAAUGAAGGGAGGGAUUUACUUAAAAGUGAAGGAAAGCACAAAGCAACCCAGGAAUGGAAGAGUAUUGGUAAAAUUCAAGUAGAAGAUUCAGAAAAAACACCGUUGGAGGAAGAAACAAUAGAAGCCCUAGUUACAGAUUUAGGAGGACUAAAGACAAAUGAUACACUCCAGGAACAGCAACAGUUACAGGCUAAAUGAGGAACUUGAAGCUGAAGUCAAAAAUAACCUUGAGAGGAAUGAAAAUAAUACAAGCUAUCAAAAUAUUUGGGAGGCGAAAAUACCCUGGCAAUUGACCCCAGCCCAGAAGAGAUUCUUGGCGAGAUCCCAACACCAUUCCGGACCCACAAGGCUCCAGUUGUUGUGCCCACCACACAGUAAAUGCUCAGAGGGAAGCCCCAACUACAAUAGAGCAAAUCUGAAAACAAACAAGGGGGAGGAAAGACAAAGACAAAUGGCCAAUACACUACAGAGAGAAAACAAAUCUCCAGAACCCAACCACAAAGAUAUAGAAGAACUUCCAGAAAAUUAAUGAACACAUCAUUUCAUAACAUAUAGAGGCAUAUGUCUUUCUCAUAGAGCUUAUCAUGUUCAUUUCUUUAUAGUGUAUAUAAAGAAGAUGUCAAAAAUAUACAAACCUAAUCCUGGAAGUGGUAGCCCAUCACGUUUGCUAUAUCCUAUUCAUUAGAAGUAGAAUUAGUCACCAGAGCAACCCCACACACAAGGGAAGAGAUAAUAUUAGUGUGAAUAUACCACGGAGACAGGGAUCAUUGAGAACCAUUUUAGGGGCUACCUACUACAAGUAUGAGAUUGUGAAAAACUUCUAAAUUUAAUGCUAAAUUAAGCAAUUUGGACUUCAAUUUUCAGAAAAGUAAAGCUACUCAAGGUUUUUGUAUAAAGAGCAACAUGUAAGAUCUAAGUUAAAAAAAAUAGCUGCGCAUUAGUGAGGCAGAUUGAUUCUACAUUCUUUUGACCCUACCUUACUAAGAUUAUAUCUAUUAAACUACAAAUGUAUUUCUUUGUUCACAUGGCUCUGUUUGACUGUGGUGCUAUGAUAUUGCUAACAUCAAGAGAGUGCUUUCUCAAAUGAAGGGGGAAAACUCCAGGGUAGUUGGUCCUGAGUUUCAGAGACAUACCAGCAUAUCACCCUGUGCUAGUGGGAACAGAAAUUCAAAAUCUAAAAGGAGUGAAAGAAAAAUGUUUGGAACUCUUAAUAUUGGAACUAGAUUGCAUUAAACAAAAUGUCUGUCAUAUAUACAUCUUAAUACCCUGUUUGAGAAAUGGUUCCUUUUUGGUUCUGUACCUGUUUUAAAAGUUGUUUGUUGCAUUAAUAGUCUUUGUGUUAGUGGGCCUCUCCGGGGGCACAGCAGAUUGAGUGCAGAGCUGUGAAGCUGUCCGCAGCCUCUGCAGCUCAGGUUCGAUUGCCAGCGGGCCAGGGAGAUACCCACAUGUUAACAGACGUCUCCUGCCUCUCUCACUGCUCCCCUCAGCAGUGUUUUCAGUCUGUCUGCCUGUUCUGCUCCCUGCUCUAUCUCUGGUGAAUUCUCUCAUCCUGCCGCGCCGAUGGCCUGUACCCCAGUUCUUAUAUAAAUAAAUCA
Talpa occidentalis (Iberian mole) is the source of this 3113-nucleotide messenger RNA. Its product is annotated as coiled-coil domain-containing protein 7-like. The transcript has 17 exons. The record is from RefSeq and is a predicted model, not a curated record. NCBI's taxonomy places the organism in Eukaryota, Metazoa, Chordata, Mammalia, Eulipotyphla, Talpidae. The coding region runs from base 283 to 1716 and encodes 477 amino acids.